Molecule: messenger RNA, 630 nt
Organism: Phytophthora sojae
Lineage: Eukaryota; Oomycota; Peronosporomycetes; Peronosporales; Peronosporaceae
Exons: 2
Coding region: 1-630 (209 amino acids)
Source: RefSeq, a predicted model, not a curated record
AUGGGCAAGUCUUCUACUCGCAACGUUGCCGCUGAACAAGAGUUCUCCAAGCUGGAGCAUCUGCUGGAACAGACAGCAGACGAGAUAGCCAGCUGCCUCAAGGUUCUGAAGACCAACCUCGCCGAGUACGACAGCCGCAAUGGGCUGCUCUUCGCCAACACCUCAAAGUCCUUCAUGAGGAGCGACAUUCGUGCUGCGAAGGACGUGGCUUCCGAGUUGCGGCACGUCGCUGACCAGAUCUCCAAGAGUGACGCUCCGUCCGAGUGGGAGAUCACUGCUACCCGCAGCAAGAUCAACGCCGUCUUCGACGCCUUGGGUCAGCUCAAGAAGACCGCUCGAGCCUACGACCGGAAGGACAAGUCGAAGGGAAUUGCAGGGAUUCUUGGCAACGCACUCACCGGCAACAAUGACAGCGCGAGCGAUACGGUGGAGGCAGUGGUGAAGCGCACCUUACACGACAACUUCAAAGGGUUCUCUGCUCUCAAGCACCAAGUCUUAGUUGCAGAAGAGUCGUUGUCUCCCUCGUUCGCAGAGCGCGUUAUGGACACUGUGAGCUCCAUGACCAGCAGCUUGAAAGGUGAGGCCGAGUUUGCGCCAGAAGGGAUAGCGAAGAAGAGCAUGAGCGUGUAA